UCUCUCAGCAAUUCAGAUUGCAGUUAGGUGUUGGCGGCAACUGGGGAAGAAAGAGGUACGUGAUCAGCAUGGGUGUUCAAGGGCUUUGGGAACUCUUAGCACCCGUUGGUCGUCGCGUUUCAGUCGAAACCCUCGCCGGCAAGAAGCUCGCCAUCGACGCGAGCAUUUGGAUGAUACAGUUCAUGAAGGCGAUGCGAGACGACAAGGGAGAGAUGGUGAGGAAUGCUCAUCUCCUGGGUUUCUUUCGUCGCAUUUGUAAGCUCCUUUACCUUCGCACCAAGCCUGUCUUCGUAUUUGAUGGGGCCACACCUGCUCUUAAGCGUCGCACAGUCAUUGCCCGUCGCCGUCAGCGAGAGAAUGCUCAGACUAAGAUCCGGAAAACCGCUGAGAAGUUGCUUCUCAAUCACCUGAAGGCAAUGAGACUGAAAGAACUUGCGGCAGAUAUUGAGAACCAGAAGCAGAAGCUGAAGGAUGAUCCUAAGGGUAAAAGGGUUGUAUCGGAUGCUGAUGACAUGACACAGACAAGCUCUAAAAUAAACGAUGCUGUCGCUGGGACCAAAAAUCAGGAAAUGUUGGAUGAGUUGUUAGCGGCAUCCCUUGCAGCAGAGGAAGAUGGAAGUCUCUCUGGAAAUGCAUCAAUGUCUUUUGAUGGCAUUCCCUCCGAGGAAAAUGAUGGUGAUGAUGAGGAGGAAAUGAUUCUUCCAGUAAUGCAUGGAAGUAUUGAUCCAUCUAUCUUGGCUGCUCUGCCUCCGUCUAUGCAACUUGAUCUGUUAGUUCAGAUGAGAGAGAAACUGAUUGCAGAAAACAGGCAGAAGUAUCAAAAAGCCAAAAAGGCCCCUGCAAAAUUUUCUGAGCUACAGAUACAGGCUUAUCUCAAAACCGUGGCUUUCCGUCGAGAAAUAAAUGAAGUACAGAAAUCUGCUGCUGGAAGGGGAGUUGGUGGGGUUCAGACAUCUCGGAUAGCUUCUGAAGCCAACAGAGAAUUCAUAUUUUCAUCAUCAUUCACUGGGGACAAACAAAUACUUACAUCUGCUGGAGUUGAGAAAAAUGGAGACAUGGAACAUCAGACCCCAAGAACAGAAGUUGUUUCUUCAGAUUUUGUGAAUCAUAUUUCGUCUACUGCCAAGGGUAAUUCUGCAACUGUAUCUGCAACAGAUGAAUCAAGAGGGAGUUCUCAUGAUGAUGUUGAGACAUACCUUGAUGAUAGAGGUCGUGUUCGGGUUAGCAGGGUAAGAGCCAUGGGAAUUCGUAUGACCCGAGAUUUGCAACGGAAUUUGGAUUUGAUGAAAGAGAUUGAGCAGGAGAAGACUAAGGAAAGGAUUUUUACAAACAUGGAGGUUAUCUCCAAUGAGCAAGUGGUUGGUGUUCAACAUGAAUCUUCAAAUGAUGGAAAAAGUGGAACCAUAAGCGUAAAUGAUGGAAUGAAUUCAUUGGUGCAAGGAGAGACCCCUCAGAUUAAUGAACAAUCUGUUCUUGGAAACAAGACUCCAAUGGUGAUAUCCUUCUAUGAACAUAACAAUGGGAACAAGUGUACUGAUGAUGAUGUAGUUAAUCUUUUUGCUAAUUUAGUAGCAGGAGAUUCUGUCAUCCCUUCUGCUCAACUUAUUCCUUCAGAAAAACAUCCAUGUGCUGAUUCGGAGUGUUCCUGGGAGGAAGGAAGCAUUGAAGAAACCAAUUGCAAUUUUAGUAAUGACGCUAAGGAGGAAUCUAAACAAACUUCGGCAUAUGACAACGUUAGUGACGAGGCUGAGGUGGACUGGGAGGAAGGAGUUUCUGAUGUUCCAGAAAUGGCUUCUGUUUCAAAAGGCUCUUUGGAAGAAGCAGCUGCUUUUGAGGAAGCAAUAAGGAGAAGCCUUGAGGACUUCACGGUAGAGAAAUCUAUCAAUGUAUCUGCUGGAACAAGUGAUAUUGAAAUCUCCAGACAAGUUGUUAAUCAGAGUACAAGUAUUGAAUUUUGCCCUCAAGUUUUUGCUUGUGAAAAGGAUUGCUCCGAUACUCAUAACUUGCCAUUAGAAGAUAAUUUUCAACAAAAUCCAUCAUCUUGUGAUGGUGUGGAUGAUAUAGAAAGGCUGAAUAAUGUAGGUGUAAGGGAUAUGGUACAGAUUAUUGAGUCUCCAAAUAUGCAAUUGCAGUCAUCCAGGGAAUUAGAAGUUAAAACUGAUGGGAAGGAAGUGGUGACAGAUCAAUCGCACCUGGUUUCUGAUGUCGGACGUUUAAGUGAAGAAACCGUUGAAGAUAAGAAUGUUUGCGUUGAAGCAUGUAGUACUUAUCAGGUUACUUCCAAGGAACCAAAGAAGGAUCACUUGAACAGUAAAACAUCUGAUGCUACUGUGGUUGAUGCUUCCCAAAACGAAUCUGAAGCCGCCCCUUCAUUUGUUUCAUGUGAGACGACUGACAAUGCCAUUUCUCAGGCAAGAUAUUCUAUAAAAGAAAUAGCAACUGACACUGCCAUGGAUCACAAUUUAGUUCCAGAAAAAGAUUAUGGUGUUCUUUCUGAUGAAAGAGAGCAGUAUAGAGACGCAAUUGAGGACAAGAUGGAGGCUUCAGAGACUGCUUUAGAUCAGGAACUGCUACAUCUGAGACAAGAACGCAUCAAUCUAGGAGAUGAGCAAAGAAAGCUUGAACGUAAUGCUGAGUCUGUCAGUAGUGAAAUGUUUGCAGAAUGUCAGGAGCUGCUACAAAUGUUUGGCUUACCAUAUAUCAUUGCACCUAUGGAAGCAGAAGCUCAAUGUGCAUAUAUGGAACUUGCCAACCUUGUGGAUGGUGUAGUAACUGAUGACUCUGAUGUUUUCUUGUUUGGGGCACGAAAUGUUUACAAGAAUAUAUUUGAUGAUCGUAAAUAUGUUGAAACAUACUUCAUGAAGGACAUUGAGAAUGAGCUUGGGUUGAGCAGAGAAAAAUUGAUCCGCAUGGCACUGCUUCUUGGGAGUGAUUACACUGAGGGAAUUAGUGGAAUUGGCAUUGUCAAUGCUAUUGAAGUUGCACGUGCAUUCCCUGAGGAAGACGGCCUCCAGAAAUUUAGGGAAUGGCUAGAGUCCCCAGAUCCAUCCAUCUUGGGAAAACUUGAUGUUCAUACUGGAUCUACUCCAAGGAAGAGAUCAUCCAAAGUGAAUAACAAUAAUUUGGAUUCCCUACGAGACUCUGUAGGAAGAUCUGCAUCUGAUGGAAGUGUUUCGCAGAGCCAUGACAAUAAUCAAUCCAUGGAUGACAUCCAUACUAUAAAGCAAAUUUUCAUGGAUAAGCAUAGAAAUGUGAGCAAGAAUUGGAAUAUCCCUUCAUCGUUUCCAAGUGAGGCUGUUAUUUCUGCAUAUGCCUCUCCACAAGUGGACAAGUCGACUGAACCUUUCUCCUGGGGGAAGCCAGAUCUGUUUGUUCUUCGCAAAUUAUGCUGGGAGAAGCUUGGUUGGAGUAACCAAAAGGCAGAUGAACUAUUGGUGCCUGUUUUAAAGGAAUACAGCAAACAUGAGACUCAGCUGCGAUUGGAAGCAUUUUACUCAUUCAAUGAACGGUUUGCAAAGAUUCGUAGCAAGAGAAUUAAAAAGGCUGUAAAAGGGAUAACAGGAAACAAAGCCUCAGGUUUGGUGGAUGAUCUUCCAGAAAAAUCUUCCAAAGCUGCAAAGAAAAGAAGGGUAAAUCCCAGUGGUCCCAAUGAGAAUGAACCAGAGAAUUCCUUAUGCCAAAGGAAUGAUAAUGUUACUAGAAAUGAGAACAAUGCUUCAGAAAAUUCUACUAAGAAGCAGUCAGAGAAGAAAGGGAUUGGGAGUGGACCAGUGCAGUCUGCAGUAGGGCAUCCGGAUCUAGCUAUUUGGGAGGAAAGUAAGCAGAAUACUGAGGAAGGAUUGAGGAGGGAUGGGAGAGGAAGGGGAAGGGUAAGAGGAAGAGGAAGAGGAAGAGGAAGGAGAAGAGGAGGGGGACGAGGAAAGGGAAAAGCAAUCCCUGCCUUUGAAUUGACUGGAAGUAGUCAUAGUGAGAGUAGUGAUGAUGAGCAGGAGGUCCAAGCUGAAGAUACAGGAGGUUUGACUUCUAUGCGCAGGUCAACUCGACCUCGUAAGCAUGUAAAGUAUGCAAGUAAGGAGCCAGAUGACAGUGAGUCAUCAGACCAAAGCAAUGAAAAAGGCAGUGAUGAAGAGGCAGUGGACCAGGAACCAGAACAUGACAAGGAUAUUCUGGGACAUGCUGCUGAAGAUUUCUGUGAAAAUGACCAUUAUGUUGGUAGUCUUGAUCACUCGCUCAAUAAUGGUUUGUGUAAAGACUAUCUUGAAUUGGGUGGUGGAUUUUGUGAAGAUGAAGGUGAGCAGGAAGCUGAUCCAAUUCAGCAGGUUUCAUGUCAACCAAUUUCAAAACCUGGCAAUGACGAUCUUUCAUUUGACGGUGGAUUUUCUGAUGAGUACCUGAAAACAGGAGGGGGGUUUUGCAUGGACGAAGGUGAGUUGGAUGGUGAUCAAUCUCAGUCGGUGUCUUGCCCACCCAAAGUUCACGGCGUACAUGUAGAUGAUACUUCGGGUAAUACUCAGAGUCCACACCGUCCAGAGACAGAAGGCAUCAAUGAUCCAAGUGGCUUGGGUUCAUCUCAGGAGGAAAAUGUGCAGGAACUACCAAAAGAAGAUUCUGGUCCAACCUCUGUCACAGGUUUACGUUGUAUGCCUUUCUUGAGAAGAAAGCGGAGGAAGACCUAGAAAAUGUGUA
Messenger RNA from Telopea speciosissima, 4686 nucleotides. Its product is annotated as DNA repair protein UVH3. Gene Ontology annotation, biological process: nucleotide-excision repair. The record is from RefSeq and is a predicted model, not a curated record. Bases 69 to 4676 code for a protein of 1535 amino acids. Gene Ontology annotation, cellular component: nucleus. Lineage: Eukaryota; Viridiplantae; Streptophyta; Magnoliopsida; Proteales; Proteaceae. The transcript has 15 exons. Gene Ontology annotation, molecular function: single-stranded DNA binding; DNA endonuclease activity.